AUGGCCACCGUCUCCGAGGGUGCCGACGAGCGCACGUCCCCCGAUGAGGCCGCUCCUGAAAGGCCAGUCAAACCUCAAGCUGCUCCCGAAAGGUCGGCCAAGCAUCAGGGGCUCCAUGAAAGGCCGCCCAUCAGGCUUCCGGACAGACCGGCUCCCAAACCCGCGGCCACACCUGCAGAAAAGCCUGCCCAGAAGCCUGAUGAGAAACCGGCUCCAGACCAGCAAAAGAGCAAGUCAAAUGAGUUUCUUCAACAUCUCCCAAAAGCGUUCGCAACGUAUAUUGGCGUCAAAUCGUUGAAUGAGCACGCCGACACGGCCAAAGAGUGGGCCGACUGGUUCAUGAACAUCCAAAAAGCCCCAGAUGAGAUGCGCGGUCUCUCUAGCAAAGUGACUGCAGCCAAGGACACCAUCGACCAGAUCCAGAAUACCAUUACCGCGCGUCCCGAUUUACUGGAAGGCGACAGUGCCGAUGCUCUUAGGCAACAGAUCGAGUCGGCCAUCAAGAAUGCCAAGGUGGCCCUGGAUAAGAUGACCAAGCUUCUCCAGGACCUAAGCGAUGAUGGCCUGGAAGGGACGGUCUGGGAGGGUUUCCACAACUCCUAUAGCUCGUAUAGAUACAAGAAUGAGUGGGAGGCCAAGAUCAAGGCAGCGGACGCCGAUCUUGAGAAGCAGUUGGGAACUCUCAACUCGCUCAUGGUCAACAUUUACUCACGUGCCCUCAUGAAGCCAGCACCUCCAGGGAUGAGCAAUCCACCUCCACCGCCAGGGUCGAGCAAGCCAUCUGCCUCCACGGAAGCAAGACGGUCGUCUCAUGAGCACAGCUCUUCGAGAUCAAGGGCUGGUUCAACUGGACUGGACCCUCCUCCGAUGGGUCAAUUUUACAGACCUCCAAGUCCAAACCCGACACCGGUGCCAGAAAACCCUGCGGAAGAAGCGGCUCCAGAAGCUGCAAGCUCCGAGCCUGCAUCCAACGAAAAGACGCCUCCAACUGAGGGACAUUCUGAAGAGAAAUCGCCAGAAAGCAACACUGACAGCAAACAAGCUUGGUCAACUCCGCCAACCGGAGCCCCGACCAAAGAUAACGUCCAGGCCGAUACUGAUUCAACUCAGGCACCGAAAUCCCCACCUGAUGCUGUUGCACAGCAACCGAGCGAGCCGUCAAAGGACGAGCCCAAGAAUGAAGAAGCCACCCGUGAAGAGCCUCCCCCACAACCAAAUGCUACAAAGGCCAAGGCGCCUAAACAGCGAGAGCCAGCAGACGAUCCCGAAGAUGUGCUCCUUGAUGCCGCCUGGAAUGGCGACAUCGGCGCUUGCGGAGAAGCUCUUCGCAUCGCAUCGCCACUGACGCGUGACCUUCAAGGUCUAACACCACUGCACCUCGCGGCGGAACGUGAUCAUCUUGCCAUCGCGAUGCUAUUGCUUGAUCACGGCGCCGACUGUAACGCCCGCGCCAACGGAGGUCGAACGCCAUUGCAUCUCGCGGCGAGGUUUGGCUCAGCGGCCAUGGUCGAGUUUCUCGUAGAUGACGGUCGCGCAGACCCCAAUGCGAGGACGAAUGAUGGACGUACGCCUCUGCACUACGCAGCGAGUGCUGCAGUGGACGGAGACGACGAGAGGAGAGAAGUCGUCAGGAUUCUUAGAGAUUGGCGAGCAGACCCGACGAUUGAGGACAACAAGGGCAGAACGCCUCGAGACCUCGCACAGAAGCGAGACUAUUGGGACGUCUCAUCGACGCUGAGGAGAGCAGAGAAGAAGUGGGAGGAGGAUCACAACCCAAAUUGGCUUCAGCGACACGGAUUCAUGAAAUAG
This is a messenger RNA of Fusarium falciforme, 1809 nucleotides long. RefSeq lists its product as hypothetical. The record is from RefSeq and is a predicted model, not a curated record. The transcript is spliced from 3 exons. Bases 1 to 1809 code for a protein of 602 amino acids. Gene Ontology annotation, molecular function: protein binding. Lineage: Eukaryota; Fungi; Ascomycota; Sordariomycetes; Hypocreales; Nectriaceae.